CAGUGACGUCACAGAAAGAGAAGAUGGCGGCUGUGCUGAAGGCGGAAGCGGGGCAGUGUGGGCGGCUGUGCGUUGUGUGAGACUCAUCCUACAUGGACCCGUCGCCAUGAGCAACAAGGAGAUGGUUUCCACGGAGACAGAGAACAAGGUCCAGAGGAAGCUGUACCUUCCUACCAAGCUGUUGGAGUGUGUCCCUCGUCUGUCCAGCCUGCCUAACGAGCGUCUCAGGUGGAACACUAACGAGGAGAUUGCGUCCUACCUGAUAUCAUUUGAGAGACAUGAUGAGUGGCUGUCCUGCACCCUGAAAACCAGGCCGAAGAACGGCAGCAUCAUCCUGUACAACAGGAAGAAGGUGAAGUACAGGAAGGACGGGUACUGCUGGAAGAAGAGGAAGGACGGAAAGACCACGAGAGAGGACCACAUGAAGCUCAAGGUCCAGGGCAUGGAGUGCCUGUACGGUUGCUACGUCCAUUCCUCCAUCGUGCCCACAUUCCACAGACGAUGCUAUUGGCUGCUGCAGAACCCAGACAUCGUGCUGGUCCACUACCUGAAUGUGCCGUCCCUGGAGGAUUCUGGGAAAUGCAGUCCGCUGCUGUGUGCCGUGUCGGACCGCCAUGACAGCGUGCGGUGGAGCCGAGACGAGCUGCUGAGCCAGCUGAAGCCCAUGUUCCACAGUGUGAGCUGUUCGGUGGGUUCUGGAGAGUUCAGCAUCGAGGAACUGGUCCAGCACAUCGUGGACCGGCAGAGAACCAAACCACAGCCGCGCACGCACGCCUGCCUCUGCAACACCGGCCCCGUCUCUACAGGAGUCAACAUUCCCCACCGCUGUAACAGCACCAAGCAUCGCAUAAUCUCCCCCAAACUGCCCCCCUCCUCCUGCAGCCUCUCCCCCUCCCCCCGGGCCUCUGAGGGGGGGGAGGCAGGGAGAGGGGGGGGAGGAGAAGCCAAACUGCCCCCCCUGCAGGCUCAGAGCAGCCCCGUCGCAUCACCCUCCCCCUCGUCCACCUCGGCGUCGUCGCCCCCGCAGCCUCACAGAGCGACCAUCGCCAUGGCGAACCACGCCAACGGUUUCUACGGCGACCGCCGCACCAACCUGACCACGGUGGCUCUCCCGCAGAAUGCCGUCAUCGUCAUGGCGACGACGACCGCGACGACCCCCCGAGGCUCGGGACAGUUGCUACUCUCCCCCGCUCUCCCCCCCGCUCCCGCGUCCUCCUCCUCCUCCUCCCCCCCCGCUGCCCCCCCUCCCACCACGCUCUCCCUCACCCUGCUCCUCGCCCCCCCUCCCUCCCCCCCUCCUCCCCCCUCCCUCUCCCCCGCCUUCGACCCCGACUCCUUCCUCAACUCGCCCAAACAAGGCCAGACGUACGGGGGCCCUCUUCCUCCCCCCUCCCCCGUCCUCUGCUCCUCCUCCUCCCCCCUCUCCCCCCCCGCCCUCGCCCUCGCCCUCUCCCCCACAGCCACCCCUCCCUCCUCUGUCUACAGGAAAGACUCGACCCUCCCGACUUCCUCCUCCUCCUCCUCCUCCUCCUCUUCCUCGCCGCCAGCGUCCUCCCUCCUCCCCCCCUCCCUCGCCCUGUCCCCCCCGCCCUCCGUGGCCCCACCCCUCCUCCCCCUCCCCCUCUGCCUGGAGCUGGGGGCUCUGGGGGAGUCUGAGGGGGGAGAGGGGGAGGAGGGAGGAGGUGAAGAGGAGAAGGACAGGAGAGGUGAUGAUGAUGAUGAUGAUGAUGAAGGCAGCGCUCCGCCCACUAAGCUCGCUCUGCUGCAGACCAGCCACCAGCAGCAGCCCGCUCAGCCGGCCAAUCAGACGCAGCGACCGGAUCAGCCGGCCAGUCAGAUGCAGCGACAUGCGGACGGACAGCAGCCCUAUAAUCAGCUGUCUGCUUCUGAAGCUCCGCCCCCGACUCAGAUGUCCCUCCAGCCCCCGCCGCAGGCCGCGUUCGCUAACGCUAAAGCUAACUCUCUCGGCCCGGGCAGGGCGGACGCUAACGCUGACUCGGCGCCCGCUGCUGUCGCUAUGGAUACUGCCCACCCGGAGUCGUUGCCCGUGGAGGUGAAGGAGGAGGACGCCAGCAUGGACACGCGGCCGCAGCAGGAGGAGGGGGAGGGGGAGGGGGGGCGAGCCGAUGACCUCGACAUCUCCUUUGACAGCCAGUUCCCUGACCUCAUCUCUGACCUCAUCACUGAGGCGACCAAUCCCGUGGCGGCUCCCCCCGUCCGCUACAUGGUGCCCCCCCAGCCCUCCCCCUCCUCCUCCUUCCUCCCCUUCCCCCCCCCGCUGGCGUCCUCCACCUCCUCACGCCUCCACGCCAUCACGGACUUCUCCCCAGAGUGGUCCUACCCAGAGGGAGGAGUUAAGGUUCUGAUCACAGGUCCGUGGAGUGAGCUGUCUGGUUCAUACUCGUGUGUUUUCGAUCAGAGCGCCGUCCCUGCAUCGCUGAUCCAACCGGGAGUUCUACGCUGCUACUGCCCCGCCCACGAGGCCGGUCUGGUGUGUCUGCAGGUUCUGGAGUCCGGAGGUUCGGUCUCGUCUUCGGUUCUGUUCGAGUACCGAGCGAGGAACGCCAGCUCUCUGCCCAGCUCGCAGCUCGACUGGCUCUCAUUGGACGAUAACCAGUUCAGGAUGUCCAUCCUGGAGCGUCUGGAGCAGAUGGAGCGAAGGAUGGCGGAGAUGGCCGCCCGCGACAACCAGCAGCAGCAUUAUAAUAACCACCACCAUCAUCAUCAUCAUCAGCAACAGCAGUUGGCCACGCCCCCUCCCCAGCUGGUCACGCCCCCUCCCCCGCUGGCCACGCCCCCUCCCCCAGCCCUACCUGACGACCACCAGCAGUGGUUUGAGAGGAGGAUUGUGGGAGUGUGUGAGCGGAUGAUGAGAGGAGGACGGUGGGGAGGAGGAGGAGGAGGAGAAGAGAGGCUUCAUCACUCGGUCCGUCACCGUGGGAUGACACUGCUCCACCUGGCUGCUGCUCAGGGAUACACACACCUGAUACACACUCUGAUCCACUGGAGGACUGUUAGCAGCGAUAGUUUGGACCUGGAACAGGAAGUCGAUCCUCUAAACAUCGACCACUUCUCCUGCACCCCGCUGAUGUGGGCGUGUGCUCUGGGCCACCAGAGGGCAGCAGAGCUCCUGUACGGCUGGAACAGCUCAGCUCUGGGGAUCCCUGACUCACUGGGACGCCUGCCGCUCGCCGUGGCUCGCUCGCGCGGGCACACCCGCCUUGCCACGGUGCUGGAGGAGCUGCACACGCACACUCACAUGACGGCCAGGGACACGCACACGCCACAGCUGCCGCCGUCUCCCCUGUCUACAAGCCCCGACACAGGUCUGAGUUCCUCCAGCAGCCUGCCCUCCCCCAGCGGGCCGUCCUCUCCGUCUCCGAGCUCCGCCUACUCCAGCGGCCCCGCCCCCAUGGAUACAUCCCCCUCUUCCCCCUCCUCUCCUUCCUCUUCCUCCUCUUCCUCCUCUUCACUGCCUGUCUCCCCCCCCUCCCCGUCUUCCGUCCCCCUCUCCUCCCUCGCUCCAGUGUCGAUGUGGGGGGAGGAGCCCAGCGCUGGCCUCAGUAACGCAGCAGGUUUGGGUGCCAGUGGCUCCAGAGACUCUCCCCUUUACCUCAUGGACUACGAGAGCGCCGCCCACGUGCACGCUUACACGCAUGCACACACAGCGGGGGGGCGGCGGGCGCACGCGGGGGCAACGCUGGAGGAGCAGCUGCUGAGCUACAGCGAGAACGCCGAGAACGAAGGAGAGGAGGAGGAGUACCUGGAGGAGGAGGUGCUGCAGGUUGACAUGGCAACGCUGGCAGAGCAAAUCAUCGAGGCGACGCCUGAGCGAAUCAAACAGGAGGAUUUCCCCCGGGGGGCGGAGUCUCCGCUCAGAGAAAGGCGGGACAACCCGGCCAUGCAGGACACCUGGUUGGCUACGUACCUGGACACGGUUGACGCCCACUCGUACUCGCCGCCCAGGCGUGUGUGCCCCCCCUCGCCCCUCAGCGCUCUGGCCCUGCAGAGGCUCCGCCCCCCCUCCUCGGCAGCGUGGGCAGAGUUCCUGAACGCGUCGGCCAAUGGGAAGAUAGAGAGAGACUUCGCCCUGCUGACGCUGACGGACGGGGAGCAGAGGGAGCUCUACGAGGCAGCCAGGAUCAUUCAGAACGCCUUCAGGAGAUACAAGGGUCGGAGGCUGAAGGAGCAGCAGGACGUGGCUGCUGCGGUCAUUCAGAGAUGCUACAGGAAAUACAAACAGCUAACAUGGAUAGCUCUGAAGUACGCUCUCUACAAGAAGAUGACCCAGGCGGCCAUCUUGAUCCAGUCCAAGUUCCGCUCGUACUACGAGCAGAAGCGCUUCCAGCAGAGCCGUCGGGCCGCCGUGCUGAUCCAGCAGUACUACCGCAGCUACAAGGAGUACGAGAGGCUGAAGCAGGCGCCACGGGGGGCAGCUGGCCACAACCCCAAGAAGGGGUCGUUCCUGACGAAGAAACAGGAUCAGGCAGCGAGGAAGAUCAUGAGGUUCCUGAGACGCUGCAGACACAGGAUUAAAGAGCUGAAGCAGACGAGGGAGCUGGAGCGGAGAGGACUGACCACUUAGAGACAAGAGGAGGCGGAGCUUUACUCUGAAAGGGACAGAAACAGGAAGAAGAGACGGAUGCCCCCCCCACACACGUCAACCCUUCCGUCUUCCUCCUCCUGUUAAUCCGUCCAUCAGUCUUCUUACUCUCUGCUGCUGAAUGUAGCCGUCCGUCUUUCCAAAAAGCGUCAAGCGUCCCUUUGCUCUGCCUCACAGGCACCAGACGGGUUUGGGUUUUCCUGCCCUGAGCAGAGCCCUGCAGGCAGCACGGCGGGAAGAAAACAGAGGCCUUGUCGCUACCUGAUGUGAGUCAGUGAGUGCAGAUGUGAGUUGGGCACGCUCACAUUUAAACGGUUUACGGCAUAACGCAAAGGGAUCCGGAUCCGGCAAAAUUGCUAACGUUAGCUCCAAACACCAUCCGAGUGACGGCCUUUGUGUCUGGCUGCCUGCAUCAGGUAGAGACAGCCAGACACCUCUGCUCUGACUCUGACUCCCAUCAGGUAGAGACAGCCAGACACCUCUGCUCUGACUCUGAAAACACAGAAACAAGAACUGUUGCAGCAGUCAAACAGUUUACACUUAAAGUUUGACUGCAGAUUACUGGUCCACUGUGAGGAAGGCCUGGCAGGCUCAGCUCAGGGCUCAGGGCAGGAACAGCCCUUCCCAUGAUGCAGUGCCAUGUUUCCCGGGGUUACGGGAGGAGUGGGGGGGAGGGGUGGGGGGGUGUCAGAUUUUGGGACGGAGCUCCUGAACGUGUAAAUGAUUCUAACAAAUCUAUUUAAACACAAUCACUUCUAUAAACAUUAUUAUGAAUAUA
Molecule: messenger RNA, 5381 nt
Organism: Sander lucioperca (pikeperch)
Lineage: Eukaryota; Metazoa; Chordata; Actinopteri; Perciformes; Percidae
Gene: camta2
Product: calmodulin binding transcription activator 2
Exons: 27
Coding region: 107-4585 (1492 amino acids)
Biological process (GO): regulation of transcription by RNA polymerase II
Cellular component (GO): nucleus
Molecular function (GO): transcription coregulator activity; double-stranded DNA binding; protein binding
Source: RefSeq, a predicted model, not a curated record